AUGUCUCCUACGCAAAUUGUACGAGUCCCUCACUUGGGGGGUAUCGAUGCUUCCUAUCAUAUGCCCUACCCGUAUGAUGCAAAGAAGCCCACGCUUGUUCUCGUCAACUCCUUCACCACCUCCGUGGAUCUCUACCAGAAACAAUAUGAUGACAAAGCGUUGACGGACUCCAUGAAUCUACUGGCCAUAGAACUGCUUGGCCAUGGCCAAACACGAACCAAGCGUGAGAAUUGGACCUAUUGGGAUACCGCGGAGAUGAAUUUGCAGGUCUUGGAUGCCCUCGGCAUUGAAAAGGCCUUUGUGCUCGGUACGAGCCAAGGUGGUUGGAUCACUGUUCGAAUGGCGCUUAUGCGACCGGAGAAGAUCCAAGGAAUCAUCCCGCUUGGAACCUCGCUGGACAACGAAUCUGAGCGCACACGCCAGCUUAAUUGCUGGAAUGGCCCCGGGCUCCUGCGCCCCAAUAUUACGAAGUGGACUACAAACGAGCCUUCUCAAGACUUUGAGCCGGACACCGGGUACUGUGACUUCCUUAUUGACAUUGGUUUCAAUGAAUGCGCCCCGGAGCUCCGCGAAUUCUGGCGGAAGACGAUCAAGGCCAACUAUCGUGGCGAUGACGGUCGUCGACGUAUCCGGAUGGCGGCCAUUAACCUUGCUGAACGAGAUGGACUGCAUUCCCGCCUGUCCGAUGUUCGGUGUCCUGUGCUGUGGCUACACGGUACCAAAGACGUGGUGUACUCGAUCGCAAACGCUCAAGAGGAGAUCAAGAUGUUCGUGAACUCUCCGGAUGCACAGUUAGUGACGGUGGAAGCUGGGGCUCAUUUCUUGAGUGGCUCUCAUCCGAACGAAGUAGACAAGGCCCUGAUUGAAUUUGUGAUGAAGUACAACUGA
Molecule: messenger RNA, 888 nt
Organism: Penicillium waksmanii
Lineage: Eukaryota; Fungi; Ascomycota; Eurotiomycetes; Eurotiales; Aspergillaceae
Product: alpha/beta fold hydrolase
Exons: 3
Coding region: 1-888 (295 amino acids)
Molecular function (GO): catalytic activity
Source: RefSeq, a predicted model, not a curated record